Stegodyphus dumicola is the source of this 1147-nucleotide messenger RNA. Its product is annotated as sn-1-specific diacylglycerol lipase ABHD11-like. Gene Ontology annotation, biological process: lipid metabolic process. Gene Ontology annotation, molecular function: carboxylic ester hydrolase activity. NCBI's taxonomy places the organism in Eukaryota, Metazoa, Arthropoda, Arachnida, Araneae, Eresidae. The record is from RefSeq and is a predicted model, not a curated record.
GAAGAGUGUUUUUCUCAUCCUCUGACGUGCAUACAUUGCAGAUUAGCAGCAGAUUUAGAAGUGGAAAACCCUUUUAUAACAGCUUCUAGAAGUUACUACUCAGUUUGCAGUUGUUUAGCGUGUACUUGUUUCAUUAUCCCUUUUGAAAAUAUGACGAGCUACGUUCCCGUGAGACUGGCAUAUAAAACAGUUGAACCUGUUACCGGCGCCGGAGAUAAAUCGCCGAUUAUUUUCUUACAUGCGUGUACACUUUCCAGCGAUGCUUGGGGUGAUAUCCCCCAAAAACUUGCCAACGAAACGAAAAGAAAGGUGUACCUGUUAGAUGCAAGAAAUCAUGGCGACAGCGAACGGUCAGAUGUGUUCAACUUCGAUAUCAAUUCCAAUGAUUUGGUGCACUUCAUGGACACAAUGAACAUUCCCAAAGCUGUUUUGUUGGGACAUAGCAUGGGUGGAAUAACUGCCAUCAAGACAGCUCUUAAAAACAAAGAAAGAGUUGAGAUGAUCAUUGUAGAAGAUAUGACAGUAAGAAAAGUGUCCAAACCUAUAAUGGAUGUCGUAAUUAAGUACAUAUCUCUGGGACAACAAGCUAUUGAGCAAAUGCCAACAGAUGUAGAUGAAAACGGUGCUAAGAAAUUCAUUCUUGAGUUCCUUUACAAGCACUUAGCCGCAGAAAUGAAAGAUUUGUUAAAAAGACGUGGCAAUGUUGACCCUCAAAUUAUUGCUCUCAAACGCAAUCCAAAUGGCCGCUAUGAUUUUAAAGCCAACAUUAAAGUAAUAUUGAAUGCAGUGAAGAAUGAAGAGACUUUAAUGUCUGAACCUACUGGCGUUUAUGAUGGUCCGGCUCUCUUCAUUUACGGAAAAUUUUCUCCUUUCUUGGUAGGAGCCGAUGAACCAUACACAAAGAACUUUUUCCCAAACGCUGAAUUCGAGCCAAUCGAAGAAGCAGCCCAUGGUGUGCACAUAGAUUGUCCUCAGGAAUUCACAGCUGCAGUUUUGAAAUUCUUUUCCCGAGCCUGAUGUUGAAUAAGAAUCGAAAGCUGAAUUUUUGCUAUACAUUGGAAGCAUUACCUCAUAUUUCAGAGCUUAAAAGUGCCUUGUAGAAAAUUGUAUAACUGAUUCUUAAUGUAAUAAAUAUGAUUUAAUAUAA